Messenger RNA from Paramecium sonneborni, 340 nucleotides. Lineage: Eukaryota; Ciliophora; Oligohymenophorea; Peniculida; Parameciidae. The record is from the annotation of a GenBank genome assembly.
AUGGAUUAAGUGUUGAUUAUGUUGGAUUAAAUAUAUAGUACAGCUAAAUUUCUGGAUGAAUCUUUGAAUGUUGGUACAAUCCGUUCGAAAGAUUUAUUAUUCGCAUAUCAAAAGUUAUUGUGCACUUUAAUAAUAAUAGAUCAAAUGAUAAUAUAUCCUGUAUAAAAUUCUUAGAUUACAGUUUGGGGAUAACAAAUUAUCAAUAUAAAUAAUGGCAAUCUUAAUUUUUCUUUGAACCUUGACACCUAUUUUAAUUUUUUUUUGGUGGGAUUUUAUCAGUGUGGUUCAAGCAGUAAUGGAUCAAUUCAUUUUAGAUGUUAAUUUGAGAUUUAGAUAAUGA